Pipistrellus kuhlii (Kuhl's pipistrelle) is the source of this 6563-nucleotide messenger RNA. RefSeq names its product collagen type IV alpha 5 chain (gene COL4A5). Gene Ontology annotation, cellular component: collagen trimer; basement membrane. Gene Ontology annotation, molecular function: extracellular matrix structural constituent. Bases 355 to 5430 code for a protein of 1691 amino acids. The transcript has 53 exons. The record is from RefSeq and is a predicted model, not a curated record. Lineage: Eukaryota; Metazoa; Chordata; Mammalia; Chiroptera; Vespertilionidae.
CAAAUUCCCCAGAGUUGAUGGGGAGGGGGAGUGCGGGGGAAGACAGGCAGGAAAGUAGAUCUGUGGGAUUUGCGUGAGGAAAAAGUUUGCAAGUCUGGACAGAAGGGAAAAGUACUCCCAAGAGACCAGUUUUGGGAACGGGAGGGGGGAGGAAAGAAUAGCUUCUUCUUUUCCCCCCUCCACUCUAUAAAAGCUUCUUUCUCCUCACCUAAGCUGACCUGCACAAUUGGGGCACCCUCGCUCUCCCUCUCAGGCUCUAUCUCUCAUCCUAUAAACCCUCAAGAUUAUGUCAAUUGGUCAGAGCCAGCCAGGGAUUUCGUGUGGGUGCUGAGGAGCUGCUGGAGCCGGAGAAGAAUGAAACUUCGUGGAGUCAGCCUGGCAGUCGGCUUGUUCUUACUGGCCCUGAGUCUGUGGGGGCAGCCUGCAGAGGCUGCGGCUUGCCAUGGGUGUUCUCCAGGAUCAAAGUGUGACUGUACUGCUAUAAAAGGAGAAAAGGGGGAGAGAGGAUUUCCAGGUUUGGAAGGCCAUCCAGGUUUGCCUGGAUUUCCAGGUCCAGAAGGACCUCCAGGGCCUCAAGGACAGAAGGGUGAUGAUGGAAAUCCAGGGCCACCAGGACCCAAAGGGAACAGAGGUCCUCCUGGACUUCCUGGAUUUCCAGGUACACCAGGUCUUCCAGGAAUGCCAGGCCAUGAUGGGGCCCCAGGACCUCAAGGUGUCCCUGGAUGCAAUGGAACCAAGGGAGAACGUGGAUUUCCAGGCAGUCCUGGUUUUCCUGGUUUACAGGGUCCUCCAGGACCUCCUGGGAUUCCAGGUAUGAAGGGUGAACCAGGAAGUAUAAUUAUGCCAUCACUGUCAGGACCAAAGGGUGAUCCAGGAUAUCCAGGUCCUCCUGGAAUACAAGGCCCAGCUGGUCCCAUUGGAAUACCAGGGCCAAUUGGUUCGCCAGGACCACCAGGUUUGAUGGGCCCUCCUGGUCCACCAGGACUUCCAGGACUAAAGGGUAAUAUGGGCUUAAAUUUUCAAGGACCCAAGGGAGAAAAGGGUGAGCAAGGUCUUCAGGGCCCUCCUGGGCCACCAGGGCAGAUCAGUGAACAGAAAAGACCAAUUGAUGUAGAAUUUCAGAAAGGAGAUCAGGGAAUUCCUGGUGAACGAGGGCCUCCUGGACCUCCAGGGAUGCGUGGUCCUCCAGGCCCUCCAGGUGGUGUGAAAGGUGAGAAGGGUGAACAAGGAGACCCUGGCAAAAGAGGUAAACCAGGCAAAGAUGGAGAGAAUGGCCAGCCAGGAAUUCCAGGUUUGCCUGGUGAUCCUGGUUAUCCUGGUGAACCAGGAAAGAUUGGAGAAAAGGGCCAAAAAGGUGACAUUGGCCCACCUGGCCCUCCUGGACUUGUAAUUCCUAGGCCUGGGACUGGUGUAACUGUAGGAGAAAAAGGAAACAUGGGAUUACCUGGUUUGCCUGGAGAAAAAGGAGAACAAGGAUUUCCUGGAAUACAGGGUCUACCUGGCCUUCCUGGACCUCCAGGGGCUGCAAUUAUGGGUCCUCCUGGUCUCCCUGGUUUUCCUGGAGAAAGGGGACAGAAAGGUGAUAAAGGUCCACCUGGAAUUUCUAUUCCUGGACCCCCUGGAUUUGAUGGACAACCUGGGCCUCCUGGCCUUCCAGGCCCUCCAGGCCCUCCAGGUCCUCACAUCCCUCCUAGUGGUGAGAUGUGUGAACCAGGCCCCCCAGGCCCUCCAGGAUCUCCAGGUGAUAAAGGACUCCAAGGAGAACAAGGAGUGAAAGGUGACAAAGGUGACACCUGCUUCAACUGUAUUGCAACUGGUAUUUCAGGGCCUCCAGGCCAACCUGGUUUGCCAGGUCUUCCAGGUCCUCCAGGAUCUCUUGGUUUUCCUGGACAAAAGGGUGAAAAAGGACAUGCUGGUGAAACUGGUCCGAAAGGAUUAAGAGGCAUACCUGGAGGUCCUGGUGCUCCAGGCUUUCCUGGACCUAAAGGUGAACCUGGUGACAUCCUCACUUUUCCAGGAAUGAAGGGUGAAAAGGGGGAGUUGGGUUUCCCUGGAUCUCCAGGUCUCCCUGGUAUACCUGGCACACCUGGACAGGAUGGAUUUCCAGGACUACCUGGCCCCAAAGGAGAACCCGGUGGAAUUGCUUUUAAGGGUGAAAGAGGUCCCCCUGGGAAGCCAGGUUUGCCAGGUCUCCCAGGGAAUAGAGGGCCUAUGGGCCCUAUUGGUAUUGGCCCUCCAGGCCCAAUUGGUGAAAAAGGCAUACAGGGUGUGGCAGGAAAUCCAGGCCAGCCAGGAAUACCAGGUCCUAAAGGCGAUCCAGGUCAGACUAUAACCCAGCCAGGGAAGCCUGGCCUGCCUGGUAUUCCAGGCAGAGAUGGUGAAGUAGGUCUUCCAGGUGAUCCUGGACUCCCAGGCCAACCAGGCUUGCCAGGAAUACCAGGUAGCAAAGGAGAGCCAGGUAUUCCUGGAAUCGGACUUCCUGGACCACCUGGUCCCAAAGGUUUUCCUGGAGUUCCAGGACCUCCAGGAGCACCUGGGACACCUGGAAGAAUGGGUCUAGAAGGCCCUUCUGGGCCACCAGGCUCUCCAGGACCAAAGGGAGAACCAGGAUUCGGGCUACAUGGGCCACCAGGGCCUCCAGGACUUCCAGGACUCAAAGGAACACUUGGUCCAAAGGGGGAUCGUGGCUUCCCAGGACCUCCAGGUCCUACUGGACGCACUGGAUUGGAUGGGCUACCUGGACCAAAAGGUGACGUUGGACCAAAUGGACAACCUGGGCCAAUGGGACCUCCUGGGCUACCAGGAAUAAGUGUUCAGGGACCACCAGGGCCACCAGGGAUUCCUGGACCAAUAGGUCAACCUGGCUUGCAUGGAAUACCAGGAGAGAAGGGGGACCCAGGGCCUCCUGGGUUUGAUGUUCCAGGACCCCCUGGUGAGAGAGGCAGUCCUGGGAUCCCUGGAGCACCUGGUCCUGUGGGACCCCCAGGAUCUCCAGGUCUUCCAGGAAAAGCAGGCACCCCUGGAUUUCCAGGUACCAAAGGUGAAAUGGGUAUCAUGGGACCUCCAGGCCCACCAGGACAGUUGGGAAUUCCUGGCAAGAGUGGUGUUCCUGGUCUCAAAGGUGAUGAUGGUUUGCAAGGUCAGCCAGGACUUCCUGGUCCUAUAGGAGAAAAAGGUGGUAAAGGAGAGCCUGGCCUUCCUGGACCUCCUGGGCCAAUGGAUCCAGAUCUGCUAGGCUCAAAAGGCGAGAAGGGGGAGCCUGGCUUACCAGGUAUACCUGGAAUUUCAGGGCCAAAAGGUUACCAGGGUUUACCUGGAGACCCAGGGCAACCUGGACUGACGGGAAAACCCGGAUUACCAGGAUCGCCAGGUCCUAAGGGUAGCCCUGGUCUCCCUGGGGAGCCAGGACUUACAGGACCACUUGGACCUAAAGGAAAUAUGGGUGAUAUGGGAUUUCCAGGCCCUCAGGGUAUCAAAGGUUCCCCUGGUAUUCCCGGAGUUCCUGGACAACCUGGCUCUCCAGGAUUACCUGGACAGAAAGGAGAGAAAGGUGAUCCUGGCGUUUCAGGCAUUGGUAUUCCAGGUCUUCCUGGCACAAAGGGUGAACCUGGUCUGCCUGGAUACCCAGGAAAUCCUGGUAUCAAAGGUUCUAUGGGAGAUACUGGUUUGCCUGGAUUACCCGGAACUCCUGGAGCAAAAGGACAACCAGGCCUUCCUGGAUUCCCUGGAACCCCAGGCCUUCCUGGAUCAAAAGGUAUUACUGGUCCUCCUGGGAACCCUGGACUUCCAGGAGAACCUGGUCCUAUAGGUAGUGGAGGUCAUCCUGGGCCACCAGGGCCUCCAGGUGAAAAAGGCAAACAAGGUCAAGAUGGUAUUCCUGGACCAGCUGGACAGAAGGGUGAACCAGGCCAACCAGGCUUUGGAAUCCCAGGACCCCCUGGACUCCCAGGACUUUCUGGUCAAAAGGGUGAUGGAGGAUUACCUGGCAUUCCAGGAAACCCUGGCCUUCCAGGUCCAAAGGGUGAACCAGGCUAUCCUGGUUUCCCCGGUGUGCAGGGUCCCCCAGGCCCUCCUGGUUCUCCAGGUCCAGCUCUCCAGGGCCCUAAAGGCAACCCUGGGCUCCAAGGUCCUCCUGGGAGACCAGGUCCUACAGGUUUUCAAGGUCUACCAGGUCCAGAAGGUCCCCGGGGUCUCCCUGGAAAUGGGGGUAUUAAAGGAGAGAGAGGAAACCCAGGUCAACCUGGGCAACCUGGUUUGCCUGGUUUGAAAGGAGAUCAAGGACCACCAGGACUCCAGGGUAAUCCUGGCCGGCCAGGUCUCAAUGGAAUGAAAGGAGAUCCUGGUCUCCCUGGUGUUCCAGGAUUUCCAGGCAUGAAAGGACCCAAUGGAGUACCUGGUUCAGCUGGCCCUGAGGGGGAUCCAGGACUUAUUGGCCCCCCAGGUCCCCCUGGAUUACCUGGUCCUUCAGGACAGAGCAUUAUAAUCAAAGGAGAUGCUGGUCCACCAGGGAUCCCAGGCCAGCCUGGAUUUAAAGGUCUAUCAGGACUACCAGGACCUCAAGGAUUACCAGGUCCAAUUGGCCCUCCAGGAGAUCCUGGGCGAAAUGGACUCCCUGGCUUUGAUGGUGCAGGAGGGCGCAAAGGAGAUCCAGGUCUGCCAGGCCAACCAGGUACCCGUGGUUUGGACGGUCCCCCUGGGCCAGAUGGAUUGCAAGGUCCCCCAGGUCCCCCUGGAACUUCCUCUAUUGCCCAUGGAUUCCUCAUCACACGUCACAGCCAGACAACAGAAGCACCACAGUGCCCACAGGGAACUGUCCGGAUUUAUGAAGGCUUUUCUCUCCUAUAUGUACAAGGAAAUAAAAGAGCUCACGGUCAAGACUUGGGGACAGCUGGCAGCUGCCUUCGUCGCUUCAGUACCAUGCCUUUCAUGUUCUGCAACAUCAACAAUGUUUGUAACUUUGCUUCAAGAAAUGACUAUUCUUACUGGCUCUCCACUCCAGAGCCCAUGCCAAUGAACAUGGAGCCCCUGAAGGGCCAGAGCAUCCAGCCAUUCAUUAGUCGAUGUGCAGUGUGUGAAGCUCCAGCUGUUGUGAUUGCGGUUCACAGUCAGACCAUCCAGAUUCCUCGUUGUCCUCAGGGAUGGGAUUCUCUUUGGAUUGGCUAUUCCUUCAUGAUGCAUACAAGUGCCGGUGCAGAGGGCUCAGGUCAAGCCCUGGCCUCCCCUGGUUCCUGCUUAGAAGAGUUUCGUUCAGCUCCUUUCAUUGAAUGCCAUGGUCGGGGUACCUGCAACUACUAUGCCAAUUCCUACAGUUUUUGGCUGGCAACUGUAGAUGUGUCAGACAUGUUCAGCAAACCUCAGUCAGAAACGCUGAAGACAGGAGACUUGAGGACACGUAUUAGCCGAUGUCAAGUGUGCAUGAAAAGGACAUAAUAUUUUGAAAAGGACAUAUAUAUGUGAAAUUCCCAGGAUGCAAUGUUUCACUCUCCCCAACUUUACCACUGUUGCCCAACAAUGGUGCUACUAUAUAUGACCAAGAAGACAUGCUAACUAGUAACCAUGAAGAUUCAUAUGUACCUCAGCAAUGUACAAGAGCAAGGUUGCUAUUAUUAUUCUACAAAAGAAAUAAGGAUAUGAAUUCACUUUAUGGGUCCAGGAUAACUUUCUGUAAGAAUUAUAAAAUGAAGAUUAUAUAUUUUGCCCAGUAACUAAAAUGGCACGUUAAAAAUUCAAUUAAGGGAUGAAUCUGAGUAAAAUAAAAGACUGAAAUUGGGAGAAGAAUUAUUUUUCAUGGUGCUACUAAUCCUACUCUAUCUAUGGUUUUUAAUAUAAAAGUGUUAAGCUUAUUUUGCUCUGUAAGUAAAGAAUGUGUAUAUUGUAUAAACAGCCGUUUAAAAGCUCACAAUGUUGAAUCAUUUAAAUGUGACCUGAUAUAAGUCAAUCUUUAUUAAAAAAUAUAGGAAACCCUAGAGUACAGAGAGCAGGGUUUUAUAUCCAUGUUUAUCAAAGUAAGAAAAUUUAUAUUGCAUGAAGUUACUACUGAGAGUAAAUUUAUUUUGAAUUUUAUCCCCUAAGUUCUUAUUUGACUUUUUAAAAUAUAGGUUAUUUUAAAAAGUCAUUGUAAUCAUAAUUUUAAAUGUUUGUGUUAUGUACCAAAUUAUAAUAUCUAAUGGAGCAAUUUCUUUUUUGCUAUAUUCUCCAACACACUCAACACCAGUUGUCCCCCAUUUUAAUGUUUCUUACAUUUUGUUUUGUUCACCCUUCACUAGGCAAAGUUCUCCUAAAAUAAUUUUGAGAAACAAAAAUAUACAAAAACGAUCAUUCUUUUCUGUGUGCUUCUUAUGCAAGAAUUAUUGUUUUAUAGCCUCUGCUUAUACAAGAACUGAGAAGACAAUAUUUGGUUAGUUUUCUCUUUUCAAUUAUAAAACCAAUUGAUGUUUCUUACUCUUUUUUAUUCUAAACAUUUUAUUAUAAAUAGUCAUAGAGUAACUGAUUUCCCUAGUUAUCAUAUUCUCAAUGCUUUUUAAACUCACCAAUAUCAAUUUCAUUAAAGAUACCAUAUGUUG